Messenger RNA from Fusarium subglutinans, 1671 nucleotides. RefSeq names its product c6 transcription. Gene Ontology annotation, molecular function: zinc ion binding; DNA-binding transcription factor activity, RNA polymerase II-specific; DNA binding. Bases 1 to 1671 code for a protein of 556 amino acids. The transcript is spliced from 3 exons. Gene Ontology annotation, biological process: DNA-templated transcription; regulation of DNA-templated transcription. The record is from RefSeq and is a predicted model, not a curated record. Lineage: Eukaryota; Fungi; Ascomycota; Sordariomycetes; Hypocreales; Nectriaceae.
AUGACCAGUCCCACGCCAGAUUCCCCUCAAUCUCCGGGUCCAAACACGCCAGCCCAAAAGAAUCGAGCCUGUGACCGCUGUCGUCGGCGAAAAGCAAAGUGCGACUUUACAGAGGGCGAGCGUUGCACCAGCUGCAGGGAGUCAGGCACACAAUGCACCUUCAACCUCCCCCUCGCCCGUCGCGGCCCCAAAAUCCGCUCCAGAAAACCAGCCAGUUCCACAGCGGAAUUACCGCCUCCCCAGUCGUCACAAUGGGAAACCAACACUGUCGAUCUCGGACUCUCGCCGCCUUUGCUGGUUAGCGGUGAUGUAACGAGUCACCAGCGCUGGCAGAAUUUAUCGCGAGCGCUAGCGUUCAUUACGAACGAUCUGCAGCAAUUUGUUACGCGAUGCUUUGAUCUCUUUUUUGAGUACCUCUACCCGCUUACGCCGCUGGUUCAUGAACCGAGUUUGAGGGACUCGCUUUCGUAUUUUGGGCAGUAUCCUUCUGAGAAUUUUAGUACAGGGGUUUUGGAGCUCUGGCCGGAGACGACGUUUACUUUGAUCACUGCUGUUUGCGCCGAGGCAGCGUUCCUAUUGCCGAAGGAUUUGUUCCCAGAGGGUCAAUCGGUGGCCGAUAUCUUUCUCAAUGCCUCGAGGUCAUGCCUCAAUCAGUACCUUGAGGCCGAGUUGGAGAAUCCGAAUGCCAACUCAAUCACCAUUCGCUAUUUUCACUCUAAUUGCUUACAUGCCGCGGGGAAGCCCAAGUACUCGUGGCAUAUUUUUGGAGAAGCAACGCGACUUGCGCAAGUUAUGCAAUUAAACCUCGAAACUUCGCUUGAGGGCUUGCAACCGAUUGAAGCUGAGUUACGACGUCGAGCUUUCUGGAUCGUGUACAUGGGCGAUAAAUCAGCUGCCAUCCUGAACAAUCGACCCAUCACGAUCCACAAAUUCUCAUUCGAGUCGGGAAUAACCACGUCGUAUCCUUCUGGCAUCGAGGACGAAGCUCCUGUUCUCUCCCCUGGCAAUCUCGUCACGAAUUCUGAUGUCGUGCGGAUAACUUGCAUUGAAGGCUUCAACGCCAAUUUGCGACUCUGGCAAAAUGCAUCUGAUCUGCUCCUCGAGUUGCGACUAAUGCAGGACCGAAACCAACAAGAUCUAACCAUGUCAAACCUUCAGCCAUUGAUCAGCGCCCAGGAAAAGGAUCGACUGGACGCUCUUUAUGUCAGGUUCAUCACCUGUCUCGAUGAUCUACCACCAUAUCUGCAGUCGUACACAUUCGCUGCCUUGGCCGAUGAGUCAAGGGAAACUACCAAACAAUUCCUCAUCCAAUGCGCUAAUCUUCAGGUCUCCAUCCAUUGUUUAAGGAUGGUGAUAACGCAAAAGUUGGAGAAUCUUCCGUACUAUAAAUCGGACAUUGGGCACUCGGAUUUGCGCAAAACGGAGAUCGCGAGAGAUAUGCUGCGGGUGAUUCAAGAAGCUCCGUUUUGGUCACUCCAAGUCAACGGCGAGCCUUAUGUCGAGAAGAUACGGCUCACUGGUGCGAGUCUUCUGGAAAUCAUUCACAGAAAUGGGUCUUCACCUAUCGCUGCUAGAGCGCGUAGCGACUUUGCCGUUCUCCUUGAUCUGCUCACGAGACUGGACUCCAAGGCCUCCGAUGCAUUGAGAAAUACCUCUUCAUUGAUACACUAG